ACAGUAUGGAAACAAGAAGUUGAAAUUGUAAUUAGAGUGAGAAAUGAAUUUUUAUGUUCUAUUUCUCCAUCUUGUGUAGAAACACUUCCUGAUAGUGACUAUGAGAAAAUAAAUAAUAAUAGAAGGGUAAUUUUCAUCUGAAAUUCAGAAGAAGUCAUCUUUUGAUGAUGCAUUUGAACAACGUUCACUUAAAUCAGAUGGUUGAAAACUGCUUCUUCUUUGCUCUUUCUGUGUGCUGAAACCUACAAGCAGGUUACCAUUAAAAAACAAACUCAGAAUGGCUCUCAGACCAUAUUUAUACAACAACAAAAUAAAAUCUGUUUAAAACGUAACAAAUCUAAAGCUGCAAGAAGCAGGUGGACCCUCAUGGCUGCAAUCAACUUCCUGUUUCAUGACAAAAACACAACUUUGUCGUGCCACCAUGGCCACACCUUGCAAUUUCUGUGGAAACUUUUGAUAACCUUUAAUUAUCAAAGUCUUUUGUACAAGCUCACCAACUCAACUCAAUCUGAUUAAUCCCCUAGGAUGAAUUAUAUAUGGAGAUACGACCCUCAUAAAUGGCCCAAAAACCAUAUAUAUUUGAACAUUAAUUCAAAAUGGCUUCCUGUUGGGUAACUUAAGACUCUUUAAGUCACAGGAUGUUCUAUGUGCCUACCAUAUUUUGUACACCAGAGGUGAAAUGUACAACGGGGACUACUUCAUUGAAAUUUUGAAGGGGGCGCUUUGAAGUAAUUUUGCCACAUCCAUCACAGAAUUCUAUAUCAAAUAUUACUAUUCUCCACUUGGGACAACUGUGGCAAGUUUCAUGAGGUGGUGAGCAUCCCUACCCUCUCAAACACAAAUUCCACGACUGGAAUGGGAUAUUCCCACCCGCACUUUAACGCACCACAUCGGAUGUGGCGGAAUCACUGUAACUAAUUCAGUUGCUUGUCAGCAAAUAAAUGUAACUUAACCGUAAAGCAUCAGUAACAUCAGUUUCAGGUAGUCUAAAAACAACGGACAGACUGUGCACAGACUUAAAUGGGGGAAGUGAAAGAUGGCCGUCAUGGAAACUUGUUGCACACUCAGCCCAGUGGGUGGCAGACAUCUUUCUUUAUUCCUACUAUCCGAAGUUUUCCACGUCCUGUGUGUAACCUCUUGUCGGUGUUUCCUUUGGAGGUGUACCAUUUUGGGGUUUUUUUGUCAUCAUGAUGCACCCUUUCAGUAUGUUUUCCCCUUCAAAACAAAGCGCUUUCAGCUGCCUCUAUAUGCUUAGCGCCUUGUUGCUGUCUGUUUCGGGAGAAAAAGUGUUUGAGAGUCGCUCCAUGAUCCAUGAGCUCCAGGCUGCAUUGGCUGACCUGGCUGGGGAGGGAAGGUCCUACGUGGGCAGGCUGGCCGGGGAACAGACGGUAUUGUCGGUACAGAAGGCCUUCUCUCAGGUUCUGGGGGUUGUGGCAGAAAGUGUGGCUGGGGGUCUCAAUGUGCUUCUGCAAUAUGUUUCGGACUUCCUGCAGGCUGCUGAGGUCCAAGUUGGUGUUCCCGUCAACAAAGUGACCCCAGAGGGUGUGAUCUUUGUUGCCCAGUGGGUUCUCGUGGCUCUCAUUGGUUACUGGCUGCUCUCCCUUGCCCUCCGAAUUGUGGCGUCCGCUCUGAGGCGGUUUGUGUGGCUGCUGAAAGUGAGCGCGACUUUGGCCGUUUUCGGACUCAUCCUGAGCGACCACACUGUGGACACGGGAACCAUGGCCACCCGUUUGGCUGUCCUGGUGUUUGUCUGCGUUCUUUUGGGCGUCGGGAACUCUAAUGCAGCUGAUAAAACGGCUCACCUGGAGGAGCAGAUAAAGAUCCUGGAGAAACGGCUGAGAGAGAUGGAGAGGUGGAGGAGGACAGAGGAGUGAAUGAGGGACUGAGAGACAAGUUAAACGUUUGUUGUCUUCUGUGUCUGUCCCACCUGGUGCCACAUGUACAGACCAUGGAGUCCUUCUUUCCUCUCAGGGCAUCUGGAUCUUGUACAGCUUUGAUAUUUUUUGACUACAUGUUCUGUUUUGUUACUGUUUAUUAAAAUGACAAUAUGACUCUAGGACAGGCUUCAGUAUUGAAGAGACAAAUCAACCCUAAAUCAAAAAUACAUAGGUUUCCUCUUACCUAUGGUGCUAUUUAUCUAUUUAGACUGUUUUUGGUGUGAGUUGCAGAGCUUUAGCGAUAUCAGAUUCAGAGAUCUUCUCCCAAAUGUAAUGGAACCAGAUGACACUUGUGGUUUUCAAAGCAGAAAACACUCUUUCUAAAAACCAUGGUUACACUUAAGAAGUAUUUUCAGAAGUAAAAACUGUCUGUACUGUAUGUGUGCAACUCUCAACAGAGAUGAGAAAAAAAAGCAAGAUGACUCGACAAGUGCUUACAUCAUCACCCCCAGCUGAUGACCUUUUACAUCCAAUGCACUAACCCUCCAUUUACUACAUUAAAGAAACACUUUUGGAUUACUUUAAUUUCCUUCUUUUUGGACUCGGAUAAAGAAGAUCUCGGCUGUGGUUAGCCUAUCUUAGCAUAGACUGGUGGCAGGAAGGAAACAGCCAGUCUGUGCUCUUGUAUCUUGUCAGUUUGACCCAUACAGAAACUAAUGAAAUCAUCAAGUUGUGGUUUUAGGAUAAGUUACUCGCUUGAACGGUUUCUUGACAAACUGCAGUAUAUCUAUUGAACAUCUCUAGCUGCCAGAGCUGGUUGAGGGAAAUAAGUAUAUAACUCCCCUAAAACCCCAAAUUACUCUUUUCACAUUUGUAUUUGUGGAUGAAUUAAACAAGAUACAUGUUUUUAAUGUUAAUGCUUAUCUGCUAUAACCUAGACUGACUCCAUCUCUGUACUUUAUGGAUGGAUGAUGUAGUAUGUACUGUAUAUGCCCUCUGGAAUUUUUGGUCAUGUACUAAAAAUACAUUUAUUAUUUUUUUCAACAAAUUAAAUUUGUCUAUGCCAAUGUUCUUGUCCAUUAUGUAUGAUUAUAUUGCUGAACAGCAGCAUUAUUAUGAUGCUGUUUACAGUUCAUUCAACAUUUCUUUGUCCUUCUUCUGGAAGAAUAGUGAAGCCAUGUGUUCUCCAAGAAAAAAACAUGUAAUUUUUGAAGGUAGUGGAAAAACUAGAGCAAACACCUAGAGCAAAGAAGUCUAGCUGCAACAAAGUAGUCAUGCAGAAUGGCCUGUGUCAGAAUAAUACAUUAUUGGGUUAUAUUGAUUGGCGCAUUAAUGCAUUCAUUAUUAAAUAAAGGUGGUUUACUUCCA
Molecule: messenger RNA, 3245 nt
Organism: Scatophagus argus
Lineage: Eukaryota; Metazoa; Chordata; Actinopteri; Scatophagidae
Gene: tmem109
Product: transmembrane protein 109
Exons: 3
Coding region: 1188-1874 (228 amino acids)
Biological process (GO): cellular response to gamma radiation; intrinsic apoptotic signaling pathway in response to DNA damage by p53 class mediator
Source: RefSeq, a predicted model, not a curated record